GCGUCAGCGGCCUUUCAUUGGAGGGACUCGGCUAGCUCUGCUGCUGGGCUAGACUACAUAUAUUGACCAGAUAGGGCAUGGAUGGGGUCAGUUGUAAAUCUAGAGGCGACGGAGACUAGUCAGUACCUCGCUGAAAUGGCCACUGAAUUUAAGAUCCGUUUUUCUGUGGAGAAGACCACAGUCUGACCUUUCAUGAGAACACUCCUAAGAAGCCUGGUGGUCAGCUGACCAUCAUCAGGUGGAACCCGUCAGUCCGAGACAGGGGACAGGAUGGACAAUAUAACUCGGCUGACAUUUGGACGCCACGAAUUCUUGACCAUCCAACCGGAAAUUGCGAUUCCGAUUCUGUUUAUACUUGGACUUGCAACAGUUGCAGGAACCUUAGGAAAUGGUCUGAUUCUGGUGUCCGUGGCAACGAGGAAGUCUCUGCACAACGUGGAGUCUAUCUUCAUCGUCAACCUCGCCUGCUCCGACCUGUACGUGACGGCGAUAGCGGACCCAAUGAGUAUCAUAGCCAAACUGGAGGGCUCCGACUUCUUCGACCGUAUCCCAGGGCUCUGUCGUGUCAUUGGCUCGUUGUGCACGAUGUCGUGUGUGGCGUCUCUCAUGACCAUCGCCGCCAUGAGCUGCAACAGAUACGUCUUUAUCGUCCACCACAGUCACUACAAAUCCAUCUUCAGCACCCGCAACUGCGUCAUCUACUGCGUGUUAUUUUAUUGUGUCGGCAUGAGCUUGGUCCUUCUCAACCUCGCCGACAUCGGCGACCAUUCCUUUGACCACAAGAGCCUUGAGUGUAUUUGGGAGCGCAUGGCAACGUACCCGUACACCGUCGUCUUCUCCGUCGUGAUGGUGUGGAUCCCGAUCUGCAUCACGGGGUUGUCCUACAUGUGCAUGUACCGCCACGUGCGAUCUGUCCGUUUACGGGUACAUAAUGUACGUGCAGCCCACCCAGGACCAACAGAAAAAGCAGCUGAUCUAAAACCAAGUUUCAAACUGGCAAAGACACUAUUCAUCAUAUACCUCGUGUUUUCCGUGUGCUGGAUACCAUACGCGCUACUGAUCGUACUGGACUCACGUGACACGUUCCAGCACGAGCUGCACGUAUGUAUCGUGGUUUUCGCUCACCUCCACCCGUCCAUCAACUGGCUUGUAUAUUACGCCACUAACAGGAAGUUCCACAACGCAUUCAUUGAAAUCCUUGGCCUUGACAAAUGUUCAUCUGUACAACGUCGACCAACACUUUCGACGUCCAGGCAGCUGCCGCAAGGCAGUGGCGAUAACAGGAGAAUGAAGAUUGCUGUAGUUGGUUCCUGUAAUUUGACGCCGAAAUAGUGGACGAAUUGCCAGAAUUGUGUGAGAGGCCCAGCCCCCUUGAAUCCACAAAACGCUUAUUCCCAUGUACUAAGCUCCCCAAGGGCUCAAUGAGGCUACUCUAAGUGCAAGCACAACCAUUUGAGCUAGGCCCCUUCUCCCAGAACAUAGUCAAAAUUAGAUGCUCUGUAUCUCUGUAGAUUUCCUGUAUUUUGGGACCGUUUAUGUUAGAUGUUAUUUGUAACAAAUAUUGGUAACUUUCUCUUGAGGAUUUGUAGGUUCUUUCGUGUAUGAAUCGAAACUCCAAUGAGGAAAUUGUACGAAUCCACGUUUCAAAUGACAUGACCAGUAUCAUGUAAGUAGAAAGUAACCUUGGUUCCCUGAGAACGGAAAUGAAAUCAUUACCCCAUGAACGCAAAACAUUAAGCCAUGUCCACCAAUGAGCAUUUCUUUCACCACUACUGACUGCUGGGGAAUCCCUAUUGCAGACUAGGAGAUUCCCUUUCUGUUUGCCUGUGUCAUCUUUCAGAGGACUUUGGGGGAUAUUGAUGCAUAUUCAGGAUCGCCCAAACCACCUUUCGAUGACGGAAACCGAGAAGGAAUGCAAACCAAUAUCCUCAAUACGUUCAGAGUCUGAAGGUUCGCUCGCCAUUUUGGGGCCCUUUAUCUCGCUGUUGCUAUCUGGAUUAUUAAAACUUAAUGUCUUCGGGUUUCACUUCUAACUCGCAUUUUUCCACCUGUGUCUACCCGUUCUCAGGGUAGCAAUGUUUGAAUCGGACGGUGACUGGCCAUGCCAUUUGAAACAGCUGGCUUUUCCUGACAUAUUUGCCACAGGCCCUCGUGUUUGCGAAGAUU
Messenger RNA from Haliotis rubra (blacklip abalone), 2166 nucleotides. Its product is annotated as melatonin receptor type 1B-B-like. The transcript has 3 exons. Gene Ontology annotation, molecular function: G protein-coupled receptor activity. The record is from RefSeq and is a predicted model, not a curated record. Gene Ontology annotation, biological process: G protein-coupled receptor signaling pathway. Gene Ontology annotation, cellular component: membrane. Bases 271 to 1332 code for a protein of 353 amino acids. Lineage: Eukaryota; Metazoa; Mollusca; Gastropoda; Lepetellida; Haliotidae.